UACGUAUUGUUUUUACUAUUAGAAAUAUGUUUCAUCCAUUUUACGACGAUUUGAGCAAAAUGGGGUUGCAAGAUAAAAAGUUAUACAACAAAACUAAUUUAUAAUGGCCAAUGGUAAUGUCUCAUUAAAUAAGAUAAAUUCUAAAAUUACCAAAAUUUGGAAAUUUGGCAACCACAUACUAAUAUUAUGGGUUUAGUAGUUUGGUACAAAAUGAAACACUUGCUGAAAAAAUAACAUUGCAUCGCAAGGCUCGCCUACUUGCGUCCCUUACAGAAGUGUAACAAUUGGGAACGAAAAAAGUGCUGAACAGUUACUAGAGUUCAGUAAUUGAAUUUUUAGAAAUUACUGAUGUACAGUAAUUUUCUAGUAAUUACUUUGCUUAUAUUUCUAUAAGGGACGUAAUGCAACGCAAAAAUUUUCCUCUUUAUAUUAGACACGUACGUUACGUGCCUACUAGCGUUCGCACUUAUCUCUCUUGAGAGAAGCUGAAACUACUUGACAACAAAUAAAAUAUUACAUCCCACAAUGCAGCGGUUUUUUUAAAUAAUAAAUUAUUUUACAAAUUUAAAUAUAUUUUGUUUAUGUGCAAGGUAAUUAUUGAGAUAAUUCUGAAAAGAUUGCUAAUGUUAAAAAUCGUAAAACAGACUGUCAUAAAGCGAGUUUCUUACUGAACUAAAACUAAAAAAAUUUUGUACGGAAGGGCGAAAAUUUCAAGUUUCGUCACUGUCUCACGUUACUGGCAAUGAGAGUAUAUAUACAUACUUUAAACAACGCAUCUGGUGAUUCUUUGUAGUUUUACAUUUGCUCUUAUACUGGGCGCUAACUCUCUGUGCUUCGUGGAAUAUACAUAAAAUUUUACCUCAUCCGGGGUAUUUUAUUUUUCGUAAUCAAUUUUCUACAGUGAUUUUUAAUAGGAUGUGUAUUAGCAAAAAAAAUAAAAUUGUUUAUUUAAUGUCGAUUAUUUAGUUGUCAAUUUAAAUAUGUAAAUUUACUAUUCUAACAAACAAUAGGACCGUGUUUUAAAUCCGACAAAAAAUCGGCGCACAGUUUAUUGAGUUUGGAAUAAGUAUAUGAAGGCUUAUACAAUAUAUUACGACUGGACAAUCAGCUCCGACCGGUAAUUGCUAUAAAAACGAGUUACCUCAUGAUAAGGAUUUCAAGUUAUUAUAUUGCUGACAGAAGGUCGCAAAAUCUUCGAAGCAUAUUCCUAGACCUUCUCGUCCCUAAGAAACCUGGUUUAACGAGAGUAAGAAAAAUGGAUCUGAGGGAUGGAGCUGAGAGAAGGAAUAACGUAAAAGUAUUGGAUUUUAUUGGCCUGGUGGAACAAUACGAUUAUCCCGCUGAGGAGCAUAACGUCACAACAGAAGAUGGUUAUAAUUUGAAGUUACACAGGAUACCUGGAAGUCCAUCGUUCGAUAGCAAGAAUAAGAAAGAAAUUGUGUACCUCCAACACGGUCUUUUGGCUUCGUCUGAUAGCUGGGUAAUGUACGGUACUGGUAAAGACCUUGCCUUUUUAUUAGUAGAUCAAGGAUAUGAUGUAUGGAUUGGAAAUAUGAGAGGAAAUACUUACUGCAGAUCGCAUACGAAUAUGACGAUACACGAUCCUAAAUUCUGGCAAUUUAGCUUUCACGAACAUGGAACAAAAGAUCUACCAGCCAUAUUUGAUUACAUUUUCAAUUAUACACAGCAAACAGAUUUAUAUUAUAUUGGUCAUUCAAUGGGAACAACUUCGAUAUUUACUCUUCUGUCAUCAAAAUCAGAAUACAAUAUGAAAAUGAAAAUGGUUAUUUGCCUAGCUCCAGUUGCUUUUUGGCCGAAAGUAACACCUUCAUUGAAUGGACUAGUUAAUUUUCUUUUAGCAUUUAAGAAAAUUUUUAAACAGCAUGAAAUAUACAAUGUCUUCCCACAAUGUUGGUCGACUAUUAUGAUAGGAAGAAUAUUCUGUAAUGACAAAGCAAUAACUCAAAUUAUUUGCGUUACUUUACUAUUCCUAUUCGCCGGUCCUGAUCCAGCACAACUUAACACUGUAAGUUAUAUUUAUAUUAUACAGG
Vollenhovia emeryi is the source of this 2051-nucleotide messenger RNA. Its product is annotated as lipase member K-like. The transcript is spliced from 7 exons. Gene Ontology annotation, biological process: lipid metabolic process. The record is from RefSeq and is a predicted model, not a curated record. NCBI's taxonomy places the organism in Eukaryota, Metazoa, Arthropoda, Insecta, Hymenoptera, Formicidae. The annotation marks the transcript as partial.